Molecule: messenger RNA, 2070 nt
Organism: Hyposmocoma kahamanoa
Lineage: Eukaryota; Metazoa; Arthropoda; Insecta; Lepidoptera; Cosmopterigidae
Gene: Wnt10
Product: protein Wnt-10a
Exons: 6
Coding region: 1-1149 (382 amino acids)
Biological process (GO): neuron differentiation; cell fate commitment; multicellular organism development
Cellular component (GO): extracellular region
Molecular function (GO): cytokine activity; frizzled binding
Source: RefSeq, a predicted model, not a curated record
AUGUCGCGUACAUAUGCUAACGAGAUCCCGCCUCGAGCGUGCGUGUGCGCAGAGCCAACGAUCGCCCACCGCACCGGACAAUUCCUGUUAGAUAUCUGGUCAAGAUACUCAAAAGACAACAGAUUUCCUCUGCCAAUAAACCUAAACCUAGAUACGCGUUUAACAUGCCGACUUGUGGCCGGGCUGACCAGAGAACAAAGAGACGUGUGUCACAAUGCACCUGAUACAGCGGCUGUGGCAUUCGAAGGUCUGCAAUUGGCGGUUAGGGAAUGCCAGCAUCAGUUUAGAUGGAACCGUUGGAAUUGUUCCAGCCUGUCUGUGAAAAGUGCCAAUCCUCAUGCAAGUGCCAUUAUGAAGAGAGGGUUUCGGGAAACAUCAUUCCUCUACGCGCUAACAGCAGCCGGCGUCGCACACUCAAUCGCGCGCGCCUGCGCACAAGGUCACCUGCUCUCCUGCAAUUGCGACCCUCGAAGAUACCGCUCAUCGCAUGACGAGAAAUGGCAAUGGAGCGGAUGUUCUCAUAACCUGCCAUAUGGCAUCGAAUUCUCCAAGAAGUUUCUGGACGUAAGAGAGGAAGACCAGGAUUUACAGUCAAAGAUCAAUGUUCAUAAUAACAACGCCGGGAGACUGAUUUUGGCCUCACACAUGGAGGUGCGGUGCAAGUGUCAUGGCCUGUCGGGCAGUUGCCAGCUCCGAACUUGCUGGCUGGCCACACCUGAUUUUAGGGUUGUGGCUACAGCCAUUAAACGGAAGUAUCGAAAGGCACUAAUGGUGGCCCAAAAAGAAUUGAACAAACACGAAUCCUCCAAAACUGAAGUGUUGGUAAAUCGACCGCGCACCAGACACAGUCACGAUGAAAAGAAAUGCAAGAAAGCACGGCCAGCGCCUGCCACGAGCUUAGUGUUCUUUGAAAAAUCUCCCAGUUUCUGCGAAGCGGACAACAGAUUGGACUACUCAUCCGGCACGGCAGGUCGGGUGUGUAGACCUGGACAUUCAUCCAGGGGCUCCUGCGAUCUGCUAUGCUGCGGCCGAGGUUAUGACCUUGUAAAGAAAACCCAGAUUAAACCCUGCAACUGCGUUUUCAAAUGGUGCUGCAAUGUUGAGUGCCAAAAGUGCACAGAAGUCAAGUGGGUCGCGCUUUGUAACUGAUGAAAACCUGGUUUAAAUCUUUGAAAUUGCGAAUUCUUUUGUUUCAUUUUAACUUGGAAAUAAUUAAGGUACACAAAGGAAACUAUAUCAGAACGAUUUUGGCACAUACAUUAAAAAAAGUUCACGUGCUUGAUAGAAAAACACACAAGUAAAUAUGUAUAAAUUGAUAAUCCGUGUUUUUAAUUCAAUUUGUAUCUUUCACUGGCAACAUCAUAGUAUAAUAAGACAAAUAUGGUAACUCUAUAGAAACGUAGCAGCACGGGUUGUAUGUGUAGGUACACGCUGGCCGCGCGCCGCCGUGUAACGCACGCACACAUUCGCAAAAUCUCGCGGCGCUCUCGCGUUGCAUAGCUCGGGUCGCCACACCGCCAUUAAUUUAUAGAAUUGAAGCGUUCGCUCAGUGUUUAAACAAUGACGUCAAAUAGUAUACGUGUUUAUGUUGUUUACGGUAGUUUGAACAAGAGCUCAUAUUCACAAUAGUUCAAAAUUUCAUUUCUAUUUCAUAAUGAUUCUCCAUAAUCAUGAUACCGAUCCGCGACGCUGGUAUAAGGUAUUGCAUUUAAGAAAGAUGAAUUCAGCACGAGAAUUAUGUUUGCAACUUGUAUGUACAACUAAAGUACUAAUGUAAGAAUCCUACGCUCCCGAGGCAUUUAUAAAAGCCGAACAGGCGGAGUUGCCCUCCUUGUUCUUAUUAUACUAUGGCAGCACAGUUUUAUUAACUUGUCAUUCCAUUCUAAAAGACGCAUAACUAUUUAAUUUUCAUAUUUUUCAUUAGAUUGUUAGACACCUACUGUACUUAGAUAGCAUCUACAUUUAAAAAGUCAGUAUUAAAAAAGAUCACCUAACAAAAAGUAUUAAUUAGUAUAGCUUGCUUUAAUUUGUAAAUAAAUUCUUAUCUAUCCAUUUUUUACAUUCCAGUGC